Messenger RNA from Ilex paraguariensis (yerba mate), 360 nucleotides. The record is from the annotation of a GenBank genome assembly. NCBI's taxonomy places the organism in Eukaryota, Viridiplantae, Streptophyta, Magnoliopsida, Aquifoliales, Aquifoliaceae.
AUGAAAUUGCUCUGUGGUGAUGACUACAAUGGUGGGGAAAAGGCUAGUCUAAGAGACAUGCUUGAUGUANAAGAUACAAAUGCUGCCAUGAAAUUGCUCUGUGGUGAUGACUACAAUGGUGGGGAAAAGGCUAGUCUAAGAGACAUGCUUGAUGUACCUAGAAUCCUUACUAAGAUAAUUGCGAACAAUGUGAUGCCUAAGGUCGGCCAUAUGGAUGAAAUGCAAACAUUUCAAAUCUUAUUAACUCACUCGGUCGGUAGGAAGAAAAUUGAACUUGGCCUACAUCAAAUACAUGCAAGCAUAGACCUGGAAGAGUGUCAAGGUUGUACCUUGUCGAUGAAAGGUUAUCGUGAUCAUUAG